AAGCCGUCAGCCCCUAAUUGGUCUGCCAGGCCUGAAUCCAUUGCUUUUUUGAGACCUGGACCCCUCUCGAAGUCAGGGCAAGAGGGCUUCCAAUGCUGUUGACAGUACACCACAUGGCGAUAUCAGCAUGCGUGGCGCAUUCAACGAAGCAGUAUAAUUUGGUAUCAGUGUCUUUUCGACGCGCGAGCUGGCGAAGGAGGCGUUACGUAUCAGGAACAAAUGGGUUUAGGGCGUCAAGAUUUUCCUCCACAAACCAACCAUUGUCGCGGACGAUCCAAGGACCAGCUUUUCACUACGCCCUUCUCGAUCAAAAGCAAUAAACAUCGGGAAUAUCGACACUGGGCUGUUAAGCUGCAAAGGGAAAGUAUCACCGUAAUGAGGCUGUCUGGCGACUUCGUGAUUGGCGGGAUUCGGGACACCCGGCCGGCUUGGCUCUCGAAGUCCGCUCUUGAGGUUUUACGCACAGUCUUUUUUUUUUUUUUUUUUUUCGUUUUGAUUAUGACAUGCAUCUGCUAUGAUUGCGCACAUGAGAGCGGAGAAAAUCGAAUUGUUCCCAGAAAAAGUCGACAAGUCAGGCACGGGCAUUCCUCGAGAAUUUACUUCCGUCGUCGUUUGUCACUGUUACGGCAGCGCUGCGGCGAAGUGGAAGUCUUCGAUGACUUCAACCACGUCGUAGCAACGUCCGACCCGAGAAAGCUUUCACUAUGGUUGAAGAUCGGUGGAAUGGCUUUUUGAUCUUCGAUGCGACCCUUCACUGGGAAUGGGAUCCCUUAAGAUGAAGCCCGAUCGGAGCGGAGCCCGGCCUCUUUCAAUGGUGCCCUUCGUCAGGACUAAAGUGCCGGUGCCGUGGAACUGGGUACUGGCAUUUCCCUCCAUUGUUUGUGGACCAAACAACAGCUAGGGACCAAUUGUAUCUGCUGGAAACGACAAGGUCGUCAUCCGGUUAGUCGCCG
Neurospora hispaniola is the source of this 953-nucleotide messenger RNA. RefSeq lists its product as uncharacterized. The record is from RefSeq and is a predicted model, not a curated record. The transcript has a single exon. NCBI's taxonomy places the organism in Eukaryota, Fungi, Ascomycota, Sordariomycetes, Sordariales, Sordariaceae. Bases 220 to 735 code for a protein of 171 amino acids.